AAUCUGACGAAAGAGUGGGCUGUGCCCUCGGUGCGAGGGAGCUCUUCCAUUCCCCUCAAUGACCACAUUUGCUCGUGCAGUACACAGCAGCAGCAACAGUGUGGUGCUCUGGGUCUCCAGCUCUGCCCGGCAGACGAAUCUCCAGCUCUCUGCACAUCUGCAAGCCAAGUCUUUCAUGUUCUGCCGUGUGUGAAUGCUGCCCAACUGCACCAGGAAAAUGGGCACAGGGGAUUAUCUCUGCAUUGCAAUGAGCGGAGGGGCGCCGUGGGGCUUCAGGCUGCAAGGGGGCAAGGAGCAGAAGCAGCCUUUGCAAAUCGCCAAGGUUCGCAGCAAAAGCAAAGCAGCCAAGGCUGGACUGUGUGAGGGGGAUGAGGUGGUGUCUAUCAAUGGCAAGCCUUGUGGAGACCUGACCUAUGCUGAAGUCAUUGUCCUGAUGGAAAGCCUGACUGAUGUCCUGCAGAUGCUUAUCAAGAGAUCCUCCAGUGGAAUAAAUGAAACCUUGAACUCUGAAAGAGAAAAUGGGAAGCACGAGAACAUAAAAAUUGAGGACUAUAGGGAGAGCACCACACUGCAAAUGAACACAACGCAAGAGAUACCCCGUGGAGAUUUAUGCAUCACAGAGAUUUACAGUGGGACUCACCACGGAGCAGCAGAAAGCAACACACACUUUUCUGAAACAAAACAAGAGACCACACAAAGCCACAGAAUUCCUCCUAAAGUGAUAGGCACGCCCAAAGUGAUCGUGACAGACGAGGAAGAAAGGCCAGGUGCUGUGGUUGAGCUGCAGCUGUCCCUCUCCAAUGACGCACACAAGGCCACCAGUGCUCCUGCCGUGACUCUCUUGGGGACAGAAAAGUGCCCCCCUUCAGGCAGAGGAGCCAGUGCACACCAGGACGGGAGCAGCCCCCUCAUCGCAGUCCCCCUGGCUGUCAAGGAGGGCAACAUCCAGUGGUCAAACAAAAUAGUCCACUUUUCUAGCAGCAAGGAGGUCAAGAGGAUCCAAGGUGCAGCCCCAUCCAUCCCCAGGGUGGAGGUGAUCCUCGACUGCUCAGACAGGGAGAAGGAAGCGGCCAGGUCUCCCUCUGAAAGGGGGUGUGUUGAUUCUCAAGUAGAAGGAGGGCAGUCAGAAGCACCUCCUUCCCUCCUCUCCUUUGCAAUCCCACCAGAAGCCACAGCGCAGGGAGAAGACAGCAAGCACUCGGAAAAGGAACACAGACCUCUCAAGCACAGGGCAAGGCACGCAAGGCUCCGACGAAGCGAGAGCCUGUCGGAGAAGCAGGUCAAAGAAGCCAAAUCUAAAUGUAAAAGUAUUGCACUGCUGCUGACAGCAGCUCCCAACCCCAAUUCCAAGGGGGUGUUGAUGUUCAAGAAGCGCCGCCAAAGGGCGAGGAAAUAUACUUUAGUCAGCUACGGGACUGGGGAGCUAGAACGUGACGAGGACGAGGAGGAGGAGGGUGAAGGUGAAGAGGGGGACAAGGAAAACACUUUUAAGGUGAGUUUGCUUGCAACGAGUGAGUCGGAAAUAGAUGAAGAUUUUUUCUCUGACAUUGACAAGGACGGUAAGAUCGUGACGUUUGACUGGGACAGUGGUCUGCUUGAGGUGGAAAAGAAGACAAAAAGUGGAGAGGAGAUGCAGACGCUUGCAGACAGCACGGGGAAAGGGGCCCUCAUGUUUGCCAAGAGGAGGCAGAGGAUGGAUCAGAUUACAGCAGAGCAAGAGGAGAUGAAGGCAAGCACAGUACAGACAGAGGAGCACAGGGAAACCACCGUGACAGAGAACUUCCAGAAAGUGAGCUCUUCCGUAUAUCAGUCAAAAGAGGAGGAGAUGUCAAGACAGCAGACCUGUGUGAGCAAAAGCUACACAGACGUGAGCCAGAAUCACAGCAAAGUGGUACAACAAAAUGGCUUUGGCUUAGCACCUGGCACAAACCUCCCUUUUCAGUCCUCUGGAACUCAAAAGACAGCAUCUUUGAAUAAAACAGCAAAGCCCUUUGCUUCUGGAGUUCAAAACCGAGCAGCUGCGCCAUUUUCACCCGUAAGAAAUGUCACCAGUCCCCUUUCAGAUGCAGCAGCACCACCCCCUUACUGCUCUGUCAGCCCACCAGCUGAGGCUUUCUACAGACCUGUCUCAGCUCCUGUGGCCAGCAAGGCUGCCCCGCCCGCGUGGGCAGUCCCCGAGCCCACGGAACACAUCGCGUCCAGGGAUGAAAGGAUUGCCGUGCCAGCCAAAAGAACCGGCAUACUGCAGGAGGCAAAGAGAAGAAGCACUUCCAAACCUAUGUUCAAUUUCAAAGAUGCACCCAAAGUAAGUCCUAACCCUGCCCUGCUGUCCCUUGUACACAACUCAGAGGGCAAAAAAGGGACCGGAGCUGGUUUUGAGUCAGGACCUGAAGAAGACUACCUCAGUUUGGGAGCAGAAGCUUGCAACUUCAUGCAGACACAAGCAUCUAAACAAAAGGCCCCUCCUCCUGUUGCUCCAAAGCCUUCACUCAAGCUGUCUCCUUCUGCUGGUACUCCAGUUUCACCAGUUUGGUCACCUUCAGCUGCAGCUCCCAACAAGCCUCCUUCUUUCCCAGCACCAGCCUCACCGCAGGCAGCGUAUCCCGCACCACCGAAAUCUCCACAGUAUCCUCAUUCUCCUGUCCAUCCCCCAAGCACUCUCGACCUUGCUGGUCCUUUCAAAGGGCCUCAGGCCAGCCUGGCAAGUCCAAACCUUGCCCCCAAGGCAACACCAGUCACUCCAAGUGCUGGAGAAACAAAGCCUCCCUUCGAGAUGCCACCAGCUAUGAGUGGGAAAGGAGCACAGCUGUUUGCCAGGAGGCAUUCCCGAAUGGAGAAGUAUGUGGUGGAUUCAGAGACUGUGCAGGCAAACAUGGCACGAGCCUCAUCUCCAACUCCAUCUUUACCAGCUUCUUGGAAAUACUCAUCUAAUGUCCGAGCACCUCCACCUGUUGCUUAUAAUCCCAUCCAUUGCCCGUCUUACCCUCCUGCUGCUACCAAGGCUUCCUCCAAGGCCGCUGCUGCUACCAAGAACACAAAAAGAAAACCUAAGAAAGGUCUCAAUGCUUUGGAUAUUAUGAAACACCAACCUUACCAACUCGAUCCAUCUUUAUUUACUUUCCAGCCUCCUAAGGAAAGCCUUGCCAUGAAGCAGACCUCAAAGCUGUCCCCUUCAAAGCAAACACUGCCUUUACCUUCCUACCUUCCACCUGGUGUUGGCUCUCCCACAAGGGCCCGGCCUUCUUCGGUCUACUCUGUGCCAGCUUACGGCUCCCAGCCUUCCUUCCCGUCCAACGCCUCUCUCCCAGGGAAUGAAUCCUAUUCACCCACAGGCUACUCUGCCUUCUCUAAGCCAGAAACCACCACAUCCUCUUUGUUUACUGCUCCGAGGCCAAAAUUUUCAGCCAAGAAAGCUGGCGUCACUGCACAGGAUCCUUUUCCAGAUUUGCUAGCUUUAAAAUUCCAAACCCUUUGGUUCUAAAAAGAUUCCCUCUUCCAGUCUUGCCUUUUUACAUGAUGCAACUGUCUUUACCUGAAGUCAAACACCCGGGAUUCCACUGAUUGCUUUGGUGGUUUGGCAUGGCAAGUGCAAAUCUUAAUUACACAGCUUGGCAUAAUGGCAUUUAUAAUGACUCUGCUCAACUUGGAAUUGAAACACUAUACAAAGAAGAAACUUGACAAGAUCUUCAAAACCCUGUGGAUUCAGAAGCUCUGAAUAAUUCACUGCUCUUGGUAGAUCUCUUGGGAAAAUAUGUGAGCCUGGUAAUUUCACAGCAGUCUUGGUGCCCCCAUCAAAACCUCACAGUACCCAAGACAACAAUUGAUCUAAUUUUACAGUAGACAUUACUUUACAUGCCAUUACAUAAAGGAGAAGUCAGAAUCACUCAAGACUUAUGUUUGAUAAGUGGUUUUCAGGCUGGUUGCUUACUAAAGGAAGCACUUCAGGUUUUUAUAAAAUGAUUUAAAAAGUAGGAAAAAUCCUGAAGAUCUAUGUUGAAAUUAUACCUAUAGAUGCAGACUUGAACUCUUCCUUUACAAGUUAAGACAAACCUUAUGACAUUAAUCUCAUGGGUUUAAUAUUUGCUUUUGCUUCCUUAAGUAAGGCAGGCAAAGACUUUUUCUUUUUGUGCUCAUCAAGUCUCCAGUUACCCUCUACAGCAUUUAAAGGAAAAAUCUAUUCCUGAUUGUACUGAUCUUGACAAACUUUUUAAAUGCAGUGCAUGUGAAAAGGAUGUGCAGGUUUCUCCCUUAGGCUGAGAAACCUCAGCUAUGAGAAAAUAACUUCCUGAACUUACAGAUUGACUAUCUGGAUGAAGGCUUCCUGUGUGGGGAAUUAAUAUAAAACCAGCAUUUUAAACAAGAAUCCUGAUUCUUUUGUAUGUUUUAAAGACAGAAAUCUUAAACCAAAGACUACCCUCAAAAUUACAGGCAAUUAAAAGAGAAGAUGCUAUAAAAUAACCUGAAAAUAACUAGGUCAUUUCUAAAUAGGUGUCAAGGCUGAUCUGUAGAACAGAUGGAGUGUUUCUCUUGAUAUUUCUAUCUAGAUCUGAAACAGCAGAUUGUAAUGGUUUUAAGAAACAUACAACAAACAGAAGAAAAGGAAGAACAUUACAGAACAAAUCACGGGAGCAUGUUGGAUUACAAAGGAUCACAUGGAGCACAACUGAUUGAGAAGCAAAGAAUUCAGUACAUUUAUAUUAGGAGCAAAAAUUUCCAUAUAGUAUAUUUUCAGAUUUUUUUAAAAAAGAUCCUUUUUUCCUCAAGCCCAUAAAUAGCUACUAGUGAUUUUUGUCUUUGAUUUGUGAGAAUGCUACUCCUCAGAGGCUCACUAUGCAGGUUGAUGUUGGUACAUAGCUCUAUACUGCAAACAGAAGCAAAAUAUCUGGCAUCUGGGUACUCUUGGUUUUCUUCCUAGAUUACUGAAGUAGUACUGAUGCAAGCACCUGACACUGUGUAAGCAGAAUUAUGAGAAAAACAUUAUUAAACACUACUGUUUGGAUUGCAAAGUGAGACACUUGGAAUUAUUGUUGCCUUGCAAGCUUAAUCCAACAUCCUUGGUUUGUGUGGCCAGAAAUCUGCAAUCAUGUCAUAUCUGGGGUUUUUUGCUGUAGGACUCCAAUCAGGGAUGCCCAUCUGACAAACAGCUCUUUGCUACUUUGUUUUGACAUCAUUCCAUGCUCAGCACCAUUCCUUACUCAAUGCACACUCGUCAGAAGGUGCCCUUCAUACAGAAUUAUUUUCUUAUGGAUUUUUGCUGUUAGGACCCAAAUAAUUCAGAAGCCAGAGUUCAUCCUUGCACUGCUGCAUUCUACAAAUGAGUGAACAGUGCAUGGAUUGAGCAGCACUGACACCAGGACACUCUGUGGCCCUGGGUGUCCAGUUCAAGGCACUUCAAGGCAUCUCCAGAGCCUAGCAGCACAUGCUUCAGUUACUCUGUCAGUGUGAUCCUUAACAUCCCUCUGUGAGUGUUAACAGCUGCCAGACUCCAGGUGGAAUUCCAGAAAGGGAAUCCUCAGUCACCAGCUAUGAAUUUCAAACAGAAAAAGCACCAUUUUUUACAAUAUAUUCUUGUGUUAGAGAACCCUCAUAUUUCCUAAAUUAAUUCCUAAAAUGGCACUGGUGGGGCAGAAAUCCUGAAAUUUAAGCCAUGGUGCUUUCAUUUCAGAGCUUUGGACGAGCUGACCUUCCAACUUCGAGGCAGCUUUUUAAGACCCAAAACAAACCCUGGAAGACUAUCUUGAAGCCCACUAUAACAGGGGGGUUGAACCACCAGAUACUUGCAGGAAUGAAUAAACUCCCCCUGCCUCACAGGAAAUGGGGCUGUAAAAUCACAGUGCUGCUAUUGAACCUGCAUAAAGCUCUCAGUGCCAAUGUUCACACACGGGGACAUUUACACUGACAUAUGGGACACUUUAGACACAAAGAUUUGUGUCAAACCAGUUCCAAAGCAGGCAGUGGUGCCACAUCUCUAGGUAGAAAGGUCAGAAAAUAAGGCCAACUUUGUACUGGUAGCUGUGCAAUAUAAAAUCCAGAAGGUGGCAGCAAAUAUUCUUCCAUACAAGAAAUAAAUAGUUUAUUCCAAGGAACCCUAAGAUGCCUGUGGCCAGAAGUUUCAGACAUUUGCUUUCUAUAGGCAUAAAUGUACUGUAUUUUGAGAACUGCAUGUGGAUGAAGAUUAAAUGGUAAUGAAAAGCUGAUUUUUUUUCAUUUGCACAGGUGCAAAGUGAGCUAACUAAAUUAUUUAUGACAAAUUAGUCUUGGUUUUUAACCACACAGGCAUUGUGCAGUAGUGAAGGCCUAAUUCUAAUAAUUUACUUCCCUCUUCUACCAUUACUUGACAACUAAAAAGGACUAUUUUCAAAAGCAAAAUUUGUCACAAAUUUUGUCACAAAGCUUAUGUGAGCUGGCUGACAGUAACUGCUUCAUUGGUUUGGAUACAAAUCAUGGAAACAAGAUUGUUCUCACUUGAAAUAACACCACAUUUAGAAACAAUCUGAAUUUAGAAUAAAUUAGAUUCCAGUCCUAAAAUUCCCUAUAAGUUUUCAGAAUCAAGCCCUGACAAGACAGCUUUGAGGAAGUCAGGAUCAGGCCUGAACUAUGUGAUUCUAAUCUCUUCCUGGUCUCAGUACAGCCACUGACAAGGUUUUAGUUGUUAGACAGGUGAGAUUCCCUCCCUGCCCAGCCAUUAGCCAAAUGUCUUCUUUUUCAUUUUAGUCUACUGUAAAAUAUUUCAAGAGUUUUGAAUAAAAAUUAUUUCCCCAUUUUAUUUCAAAACUUUUGGUAAUUGUAUCGUAAAAUAGCUGUAGCACUUACUGCAGAGCUGGCAGCAUUUCAGAAAGAAAUUAUUUUUUCAUUACAUAAAGUUUAAAUAAUAAAUGGUUUGGGACAAAAAAAAAAUCUGCAAUAAUACUAACAAUAUGUUUCCCUUUCCACACUCUGCUCAGUUAAAAAAGCUGAGUGCUUCUUUUAUGUUAAAAAAAUGGAAAGGAGGAAAGAAUUGAAAGGCAUAAAAAUUCAGUAUAGUUUAUUUUGUCCUACAAUUUUCUCAGUGGUUUGGUCUCUAACUGCAGUGGCCAUUACAAGCCCAUAGAAAGCCAAAGGGGAAAUGCAUCACUCUGGGCUUUUUAUAAAGACAGAGUCACUUUUUGAGAUAAAACAAUUGUUUUAUCUGCUUCCUCCUCCUUUGUCCCCUUUCUGUGUAAAUAGCAUCUAGGCGCUAUUGUCAACUCAGAUUUUAAUGUGCUUUGAUAUGGGAUUAAGGACCAGGCCCAUAAUGAACAGAUAAAAAUAAAACUGCUUUAAUGGCUUAGAGAACAAGGUCCGAUUUUUUCAAGUGACUUCAUUAGGGAGGAGUUUUUGUGGAGAGAGUUUCACUGGACUAUUCAGAGUCCAACCCACGUUUUGUCUCCUUGACUAGUAAAAAGGCAGUUGUGGCACGUAAAUACACACAUACACAGAGUUUUCUAUUUCUACAUUUUCUAUUUUCUAUUUCUAUUUCUGAGACAGAAAAACAGCUGCUGGGAAAUCAUUUCACUAAGUAGUAUUAUGCAUUCUUAUUUAGUCUAUUUCGUCUUAUUUAGUCUAGUCUUUAAAAUUUGCACUAUUUUAUGAACCUAAGUAUUGUUCUUUUUGUCUUUCAGCUUUUCAUAAUUAACAAGAAAAUUGAAAUAGCUUUAAGUUCCAAAUAACCCAUAGCUAAGAGGUGAAAGGAUAGUCCUGUCAUAAAGCAUCAGUUGUGAAACAUGCCAAAACUCCCAUGACAAAACCUCUGAGUGUCAAUACACUUUUUAAAAGAGAUUCAGGCUAAGUAUGACCGAACUGACUGAAAAUUAUGAAAUCUGAAGCCUCUUCCUCAGUUUCCAUCUCUCAUACAGAAGGCGGAUAUUACAACAUGACCUAAAACCUGAAGCAGUGGUUUCAAGUUGUUUAAAUGCACAAGAUCCUGUGGCAGAAAAGAUGUGACAUUUCUAUGUGAAUCUUUGCUAGAUCAGCUAUACCUUGAAUGGUUACACACCUGGUUGUCUGCUCUCUGGUUCAUGCUCUCAGGAAGCUCAUUAGGAAAAGUAACAACAUUAGGGCAGUGUUGUUCAGAUUAAAUUCUAGCAAAGCCUCUGGCCAAAAGAGCCAGGAAUUUCACAGCAGAUUUCAGAAUUAAAGGCAUUUAAGCCUGAGGACAUGAACCAGUGAGUGUAAAUUGGUGAGUUUAGGAAUCACAUUUAUAGAGAUUCAUAAGAACAAGGUAAUUUGUGUGACACAGAGAGCAGGUCUGGGGACAGGCUGUACCUGCUUCGUGCGCUGCCAAAUGGCUGCUGCAGCAGAACCUUCUCACCAACACAGUUUCUGUUUCAAAGUGCUGCAUUACUAAGAAGAUUAGGAUUUGUCAAAAAUGAAUGGAUUGCUCCUAUAAGUGGGUCGGAAUGUACUGAAAUUCCGAGGGCAUUGCCUUUUAAAGAAGCCAAAAGUAGCGUCAUAUUAAGGGUGUUAAGUGAAUGAUUUGAUUAACACCUUUAAUUGCUUGUGUUCACUUUUGUGCCCCAAAAAGUGAAAACUAGGAUAAGUCUAAUAAUUUUUGAGUAAGAAAAGCCUUUCUUAGAAGGAAAUUGCCAAAGAUAUGCUCCUGGACAGAUGUCCUAAACAGAGUCUGUUAUCAAAUAAAUUAGGCUGUGCCCAAUGCUAGAAAGAAUCUUGUAAACACACACAAAACUGCCACAACAUGACUCCCUUCUGCAUUAAGAACAGUCUUUUCAGAGCAAGGGACACCAGCUAAGUAGUGGAAAAGCUGAACAGUUGCUAAUGCCACUGCACUUUUUCAGUAAAAGCCUGUCUUUGGUCUGCUUACUUUCCUCAAAAAUUCAAUUUGCUGUGUCUUUGUUCCUGUUUUCUUUCUCUGCCUCCUGCCUUUCCAGUAAAUUAAAGUUCCGAAAAUAUCCAUAGACAUAAAAAGGACUGCCAGGAUGUCAUGUGCCUUCAGGGUCUUUUGUUCUAGUUUGGAAGUGAAAGGGCUUCCUUUCUUGCUGUUUAAUAACUGUAUUUGGUAUUUUGU
Oenanthe melanoleuca is the source of this 9043-nucleotide messenger RNA. RefSeq names its product synaptopodin 2 (gene SYNPO2). Gene Ontology annotation, cellular component: stress fiber; Z disc; nucleus. The record is from RefSeq and is a predicted model, not a curated record. Gene Ontology annotation, molecular function: actin binding. Bases 194 to 3481 code for a protein of 1095 amino acids. NCBI's taxonomy places the organism in Eukaryota, Metazoa, Chordata, Aves, Passeriformes, Muscicapidae. Gene Ontology annotation, biological process: positive regulation of actin filament bundle assembly. The transcript has 5 exons.